CCAUGCAGGUGAAGUUGUAGGUCAGGUGUGUGUGUCUAUAAAUCCACACCCCUUUGUAACGAGUGACACUCAAAAUACAUUUCUAACAAGAUCGCUGGGCCGCUCAGCUGCCUCUGAGUGACUCUCUAGAAGACAUGCUACACUCGGCUCUGGCCCUCUGCCUUUUGCUGAUCACAGUUUCUUCCAACCUUGCCAUUGCUAUCAAGAAGGAAAAGAGACCUCCUCAGACUCUCUCAAGAGGGUGGGGAGAUGACAUCACCUGGGUGCAAACUUAUGAAGAAGGUCUCUUUCAUGCUCACAAAAGUAACAAGCCGCUGAUGGUUAUUCACCACCUGGAGGACUGUCAGUAUUGUCAAGCACUAAAAAAGGAAUUUGCCAAAAACGAAGAAAUACAAGAAAUGGCCCAAAAUGACUUCAUCAUGCUGAAUCUCAUGCAUGAGACCACGGACAAGAACUUGUCCCCUGAUGGGCAGUACGUGCCAAGGAUCAUGUUUGUUGACCCUUCUUUGACUGUCAGGGCUGAUAUAACUGGAAGAUACUCUAACAGACUAUACACAUAUGAACCCCAGGACUUACCCAUGCACCAUGACCCAAACCCAGGAAUGGUGCUGUCUACCUCAGUGAGGGCAAUCAAGAUGAUCUCCCACAGACAUGCCUAUAGGCAAAGAGGAUCAAGAUAAUUCCUUACGUAGAUUCUUCUGAGGAAAUUCUAGGAUGUGUCUACUUGCAGGCAUUCUCUGGGAACCACCAGGUCCAGGUAAGAAGCAGCCAGAGAAGCAGGUAGGCUAACUUGGGACCUUCACCACUCCUUCAAAUCCAAAUCCCAGCAUCAUGCUCAGCCUGGUGGCAGACAACAUGAAGCAGAUCCCCUGUCCUCUCUGCCCC
Messenger RNA from Rattus rattus (black rat), 885 nucleotides. RefSeq names its product anterior gradient 3, protein disulphide isomerase family member (gene Agr3). Gene Ontology annotation, cellular component: endoplasmic reticulum. Gene Ontology annotation, molecular function: dystroglycan binding. The coding region runs from base 135 to 680 and encodes 181 amino acids. NCBI's taxonomy places the organism in Eukaryota, Metazoa, Chordata, Mammalia, Rodentia, Muridae. The record is from RefSeq and is a predicted model, not a curated record. The transcript is spliced from 9 exons.